Molecule: messenger RNA, 534 nt
Organism: Danaus chrysippus (African queen)
Lineage: Eukaryota; Metazoa; Arthropoda; Insecta; Lepidoptera; Nymphalidae
Source: the annotation of a GenBank genome assembly
AUGAAGGCACGGGAGCAGAUCUUCAAAAACUUUCCUAUGGGUGAAGUCUCAGAUCUCUUCGGUACCAACCAACAUUACAACAUUCCCUCCAAUUAUCAAGACUUCGGAAGACGUUUUAUACCUCAAUAUCUAUAUACUAAAAAGAAGAGUUUAGACGAACUGGCGGAAGAAAAACUACACGAUGAUGUUCAGCAAUUUAUUGAAGAUAAAAAAAGGUCUAAGGAAAUAGUACCAGUUAAGGCUCCACCAGAAUUUGUCCUGAAGAUAGCUAAGACAUCGGCACUUUUAGAAAAAUCUAAGCCUAUUAAUCCGUCCGAUGGAUUUAUACAGAAGGACAUACUGAGAUCUGGGAAUUAUUGGAAUGACGUUUGGGUAGAAGAAAUAGACCCGAAGAAAUUAUUGCGUACAUCCCAGAGCAAUCAGCCCGAAUCCGUCAGAGUAGAAAUAAUGCCUGGCUCAAAACUCUACAGACUUGUAUCUUUACUCAAAGAAAAAUCACCGCGUCUUCUUUACGUCAUAAAUAAAAGUGACUAA